AUGAAACACUACUCAGACGGAAGGCAGCACGAUGGCUCUCGCGCCAGAGUCACGAAAAAGAGUGUAGCAGGCUUGUACAUUUCAAAACAGCCGAAAUCGCAUGAAAGCACUAAGUUACCACAGUUGUCAAAAACGAAACGCACUGUUCUGCAAGACAAACACGAGACCUCGAACCUGGGGGACAAAAAAGCAUUUCAGAUUCACAAGCAGAAGCAAGAUGCUCCAGCAGAACGUCGACCAAACGUUUCAAUUGUCGUUGAGGCCACGGAGCAAAGUCACGCGGAAAUUCUUGCAAAUGAGGCCCUCAAGCGAAAGAGGGUGGAACAAAACUUAGACCAACUAAUCCGCAGUAUUAAACCCACAUUUUGUCGUGAUCAGUCCAUUAAACCCCCUGAUCAACCGAACAAGGAAGAAAGAAAUGUUUCCAACACGGGAACUACGGAACAACAGGACAGUCACAAUGCUAGCAGCACGAUUCAAAGGCAUUCUAGCUUCUUCUCAAUGAGAUUCGACAAGCCGGGUGAUGAAAAUGACCGGAAUCUUGUCGUGGAAGAGACCGACUAUCGACCACCGGCCAGUCCGAGUGGCAAGGAACCAGUGUUGCGUUUCAAUGCAGAAACAGAAUUUGUGGACCUGCCAUUCAGCAAGGACAAAAUUCGUGUGCCACCAAAGAAAAUCAUACAACUAAAGCACCUGCCAACAGAUCCGCUAGCAAAGCAUCGUAAAGAAAAGCGCGUUUUUGCGGUUGGUUUCAAACUGCCAGUGAAAACAGAUAGCGCAGAGACACUAGAGGACUCUCAGCAGAUACACCAAGCUGCUCUCAUGCGUCUCUGCGAAGCCUACACCAAAAACCUUGGCCCUGAAUACCUGCGCACAUUGAUGAAGGAGAGCGUCCAGUCAAUUGACCAAUCCGACGACGAAGACGCCACGCCAGUAGAAUGGAAAAAUGGCGCAACUUUUGUUGAGGAUGCUACAGAACGCAUUUGGAACUGGGACAAGUCCCUCAUUAACAGUAAGCUCCUACUUGACUCCCAGGGACGAUCGAUCUUCACCAAGGACCUUGUCAAAGGACCCUUCCGAGAUUCUCCGGAUAUCUUCCAGGGUUCCCUUGGUCCGAACGACUGCGACAUCAAAUCAGACCUGGCAGCGCUGCUCUGCAUGGACUCGGAUUCCUCCACCGACAUCGAAUUCGACGAGACGGAUUUCGUCAAGGGCCACACCUCCGAUUCGAUCGUCCGGUUAAACGGGCAAAAGCCCUCCAAGACACACACGAGAAAACCAGAGAUGGGUAACUCAGGUCUGCCAUCCACGGGCAGCAUGGUUUCGGCCAUGGAUUCAGCGUUGGAGGUGCAACAGGAGGAGAACGAGAAGGCGGGCGAGAACGCGAAACCCGGAGAUGUUCCCGCCGAUGCGUCGGACGAGCCUCAAGCGGCGCCGCCAGCGCCAUCGGGAAUGGAGGCCGAUGCAAAGAUGAAAACGACUCUGCAAGCGGCCGCCAAUUCAGCGGAGCCCACCAGCACCAGCAUCACCAGCAUCUCCCUCACAGCUACCACUUCGGGUGAAAGGCGAGUAGUCAGAAGUGCCUCGGCAGUAUCUGGAGGCUCCAUACUUCGCAGGCGCCGAAAAGGCACCGACACGGCGGCCGCAACUACCGCCAAUAAGAAGAAGAAGCCCCGCUUCGCCAAGCGUCAACGGCAAGAACGACGGGCACGAGAUCCCAUCGAGGUUCCCAUUGACGUCCCAGUUGAAAAAUUGCAAACUGGCCUCGAAAAUGUGGCCAUCGACUGGUGCAAGAUAAUUAUGGCGUCGAAUGCGCCCAAUCCAAUGCGAUGGUUCGAUGCAAUGGGCGCCAUGGAGCACCAGGAGGCCGACGCUGUUUCGCUCAAUUCCGAGGGUCAAGGACGCCAAAGGGAGGCCUACGGUUUGGGAAAACGCUUUGUUUGCGUCGCCGGUGGCCUUGAGGGCUUGGAUAUGAUGCUGAAGCACACAGCAGAGCCCGACCAACCGAAGGCCGAGGUGCUGCUCGACUGCAUGGUGAAGAACUACAAAUUGCAGAUGCCUCUGGCUGUUGGCGACCCAGUUCGUCUGCGAGAACUCUACGAGAACACCAUAUUGAAAAACCCUAUUCUGUACAAAAUGGUCCUCCGGCGACGCAACAUCCUUCCCGACGACUUGCAGGCCUUCGUUGCGAGGAUCAUCGAGACUACGGAGUCCUCGGACGCCGUUCUAGCGGCACUCUAUCCCUCCAAAUCGAACACCGAUUUGAUUCUCAACGCAGCCAAGGAAAUGUUUGCAUCGGGCUACCUCGCAGGAGGGCCGCCAUGCCCCAAGGGCAAAUUGGAUGCACCGAAAAAGGCCACGAAAAAAAAAGCCGACUCCGACGAGGCCAGUGAGGGCAGUAGUGAAAAAUCUUCAAGCGCAACGGAACCUUCCACACAAUCCUCGGAGCAGCCAGGAGGGCCUGGUGAGUCCUCGCGGAUUGAGAGCUACGGCAGUGAUGUCAACUACGAGAAGGCCUUUGGCAUUAGCCUGAGAAACCCCAGCCGAGACAUACUGCAAGAGGUUGCUUACCAUAUUCCCGAAUUUGCGUACUACGUCAGACCUCUAUUCGAGACUAGAUGGGUCAAGAUAGCGACGGACAAGGGCAUUGAAGAGCUACUGCCUGAACUCUGCACCCUCCGUAAUAUGCGACAGCGGAGAUUAGAAUUGAUGAAAGUCGGUUUUUGGUUCACAGAGAAGGAAGAAAAAGAGGAGGCCCUGAAAGUGAGACAACUUUCACGAGCACUGGUCACGCGUUUGUGCGACCUUCUUCGAGGACCACUAGCCGCAUUAUCAGGCUCGGGAGUAUGGAUGGGCCUUCUAGCUUGCCUCCACGGAAUCAUGUUCUGGCCGCCAAUUGGCGACUUUUUGAUCUGUAAACUCAAAACCUGGAUCCCGGCACUGCUUCUAACGCUUUACAGUGAAUACCCUACCGUGCGAGAGGAUGGAUGCUGCGUGCUCUCCUUCCUGGUUUGCUGCUAUCACAUGUUUUCGCGCCUCCAAAAAUUCUGCCGCUACCUCCUCAUUUCAAACAUUACAUUUGCCCUCCUCGAUGCAAUGGAAAGAUACCGUGAUACGUACGCCUGCUUCCACGGCACCCUGGGCUACCUCCUACAUUCGGUGCCAUGCAGUGCGGUGGUCGAUUGUCUACUCGCUUGGGUUCCAGACAUCAUAAAUCAACCAUCGAGUGCACUGGCCAAUGACUGGCCCCUGUUUAUCUACUACAUAGCGCGGCAUUGGCCGGAUUUCACGAUGAACUGGAACCUGCUCUACGAGAGACAAGUGCUCAAUUUGCUGGAGAGGGGACUUCGUCAACCGGCCUCUAAGCACAACGCCAGACUGGCAAUUGGGUAUUUUGUUAGGCGAAAAAGACUCUUAAGCACGGUGGCCACCUGUUGGCGGGAAGGUAAAAAAGACCUGUAA
Molecule: messenger RNA, 3462 nt
Organism: Mesocestoides corti
Lineage: Eukaryota; Metazoa; Platyhelminthes; Cestoda; Cyclophyllidea; Mesocestoididae
Source: the annotation of a GenBank genome assembly